Morus notabilis is the source of this 540-nucleotide messenger RNA. RefSeq lists its product as uncharacterized. The transcript has a single exon. Lineage: Eukaryota; Viridiplantae; Streptophyta; Magnoliopsida; Rosales; Moraceae. The record is from RefSeq and is a predicted model, not a curated record. The coding region runs from base 1 to 540 and encodes 179 amino acids.
AUGGCAAAUACAGAAGAUUUCAGCUUUCCAAAACUUACAAAUACCAACAAAGACAAUAUCAACAACUACUACUCUUUAUCUCUGUGGCGAAUUUCUUCUCUAGUCUAUCCAGAUCAAGAAGAAGAAGAAGAAGAAGAAGACAAAGAAGAAGAUUAUGGAGUUGUGAGGAAACACAAGAGCUUUUCAGAAAUAGAAGUGGGAGAUUCAGAGACAAGAAUGGACUUGCUGUGGGAGGACUUCAAUGAAAAGGAGCUUCAAAGAGUUUCUUCCUUAGACAACAGAAUCAAAAGCCGACGUCUCCAAACAAUUAGCAGCGGUGGUGACAAUCAUGUCACUAACGACGCCGUUAAUAAUUGCGGUUAUUUCAAUGAUAUUGGAGAUCGGGAUUCUAAUCUUUUGCAGGGUUUGCAGUUGAAGGUGUCCAAGAAAAGGAGCUCUUUGGUGAGACAACCUAAGAGAACUAGCACCGUCGCGCUCCUAAGGGCUUUGAGGAAAAUGUUCUCUCUUCACAAAGUGGCCCGAUUACGACGUGAUAAGUAG